AUGUCACCUGUGCUCAGCCUCCAGAAAGGUCACCUGUUCUCAGCCUCCAGAAAGGUCACCUGUGCUCAGCCUCCAGAAAGGUCGCCUGUGCUCAGCCUCCAGAAAGGUCGUCUGUGCUCAGCCUCCAGAAAGGUCGCCUGUUCUCAGCCUCCAGAAAGGUCACCUGUGCUCAGCCUCCAGAAAGGUCACCUGUGCUCAGCCUCCAGAAAGGUCACCUGUGCUCAGCCUCCAGAAAGGUCACCUGUGCUCAGCCUCCAGAAAGGUCACCUGUGCUCAGCCUCCAGAAAGGUCACCUGUGCUCAGCCUCCAGAAAGGUCACCUGUGCUCAGCCUCCAGAAAGGUCACCUGUGCUCAGCCUCCAGAAAGGUCACCUGUGCUCAGCCUCCAGAAAGGUCACCUGUGCUCAGCCUCCAGAAAGGUCAUCUGUGCUCAGCCUCCAGAAAGGUCACCUGUUCUCAGCCUCCAGAAAGGUCACCUGUGCUCAGCCUCCAGAAAGGUCACCUGUGCUCAGCCUCCAGAAAGGUCGCCUGUGCUCAGCCUCCAGAAAGGUCGCCUGUGCUCAGCCUCCAGAAAGGUCGCCUGUGCUCAGCCUCCAGAAAGGUCACCUGUGCUCAGCCUCCAGAGAGGUCGCCUGUUCUCAGCCUCCAGAAAGGUCGCCUGUGCUCAGCCUCCAGAAAGGUCACCUGUGCUCAGCCUCCAGAAAGGUCACCUGUGCUCAGCCUCCAGAAAGGUCGCCUGUGCUCAGCCUCCAGAAAGGUCGCCUGUGCUCAGCCUCCAGAAAGGUCACCUGUGCUCAGCCUCCAGAGAGGUCGCCUGUUCUCAGCCUCCAGAAAGGUCGCCUGUGCUCAGCCUCCAGAAAGGUCGCCUGUGCUCAGCCUCCAGAAAGGUCACCUGUGCUCAGCCUCCAGAAAGGUCACCUGUGCUCAUCCUCCUGAAAGGUCACCUGUUCUCAGCCUCCAGAAAGGUCACCUGUGCUCAGCCUCCAGAAAGGUCACCUGUUCUCAGUCUCCAGAAAGGUCACCUGUUCUCAGCCUCCAGAAUAGUCACCUGUGCUCAGUCCCAAGAAAGGUCAUCUGUUCUCAGUUCCCAGAAAGGUCACCUGUCCUCAGUCCCCAGAAAGGCCACCUGUUCUCAUUCCCAAGAAAGGUCAUCUGUUCUCAGUUCCCAGAAAGGUCACCUGUUCUCAGCUUCCAGAAAAUCACAAUAGCGUGA
Messenger RNA from Procambarus clarkii (red swamp crayfish), 1212 nucleotides. The record is from RefSeq and is a predicted model, not a curated record. NCBI's taxonomy places the organism in Eukaryota, Metazoa, Arthropoda, Malacostraca, Decapoda, Cambaridae.